Aphidius gifuensis is the source of this 732-nucleotide messenger RNA. RefSeq lists its product as uncharacterized. The record is from RefSeq and is a predicted model, not a curated record. The transcript is spliced from 3 exons. The coding region runs from base 115 to 732 and encodes 205 amino acids. NCBI's taxonomy places the organism in Eukaryota, Metazoa, Arthropoda, Insecta, Hymenoptera, Braconidae.
ACCAAAUCUUUUAAAAUCGUAUCACCGGGAGUCGUACAAGUUACGCGCAACUAUACAUUUAAACGUCCAAAGAUAAUUCAAAAAAUACGUGGUCACUUAAAAUUAAAAAGUAGUAUGAAGGAAAUAUAUUAUAUCAUGAAAUAUAUAACUUCGAUUGAUAAUUUAGCAGAAUCAGUUGAAGAUUUUGAGGGUGAUUUAAAAAUAUUCAAAGACGAUCUCGAUGAAGAUCGCAUAAAUGAAAUACUUUCAAAAGAUAAUGCAGUAAAAAAAAUUUUAUAUGGUUUUUUAAAAAGAUGUACCAAUGCUAUCAAUAAUCGGAGCUUUAUUAAAAAAAUGUUACGUGAGCGACAAUUACGUAUUCAGCAAAAAAAAGCAAAGAUCAUAAGAAGAAAAAUGAUUAGAAGGAUGGUUGUUCAGGAGCGUUGGCGUAUCCAACGUCUCAAAAACCUUGAGGAAUUGAAAAAAGAAAAAGAACGUGAACGAUCAGAUUCUACGUCAUCGAGUGAUAAUUGGAUAUUUAUAAUUUUAAAACGAAUUGUUGGUGGAUGUGGAAUGCCUAAAAGUGAAAGAUCGAGACGUGGUACACUAAUAAUUAAUAAUAAAGAUAAUUUAUGUUUACCAAGAUCAAUCGUAGUAAAAUUAUCUGAAUUAGAGACAAAUAAACUUGACGUGGCUAGAUUAAAAGCAGUUCGUGACGCUCGAUAUGAAUUACAAAAAACAUUGACUCUUUAG